UGGGAAUUCUCUAUAUGCCUACACCAUUUUCCUCCCUUUCCCCAUUACUAUGCUCUUGCUUUCUGGAUCGCAACUCAUUAUUUCGAGCUCAUAAAAUGAUGCCAAUUCUUGUUUUUCCGGCUGUCUCAAGAUUCUUCAAGUUGGGAUUCGCCUUAGAUUAUAUCUAUUUUGCGAUUUGUGGUCUUUUUUCUUUGCUUGGCCUGCACAAUAUCCACACCUUUGAAACCACUUUUCCGGCUUCUUCUGCCUCUGCUCGCAGGAUCAAAGAAACUUUGUCUGUUUUGGCAUUCAGAGAUUUAACGGCGGCAGAGUUAGACGAUUCAUGCGCUGUUUGCUUGGGCUCCUUCGAGGAAGACGAUGAAGUUCGAAAGCUUUGCAAUUGCCGUCAUAUAUUUCACAGAGAUUGCCUUGACAAAUGGACGGAUUACUAUAAGGAAACGUGCCCUCUCUGCAGAUCAGAUCUUCUUCCCAAAAGUGAAAUAGAAGAUGAUACACAAGCAGACAACGAUGAGUCAUGCUCCUGAUUUCUUCCUCAUUUACUUUGUAACAGAAAAUCUUAUAGCCCUAAUAGUAGGCAGGGAUUUUCCUUUUGAAUUCAACUGUGUAUUUUUAUAUCGACAUUAUGAUCGAAAAAUCAUCACGAAGAAAUCCGAAAUGUUAUAUUUA
Molecule: messenger RNA, 666 nt
Organism: Cryptomeria japonica (Japanese cedar)
Lineage: Eukaryota; Viridiplantae; Streptophyta; Pinopsida; Cupressales; Cupressaceae
Product: brassinosteroid-responsive RING protein 1-like
Exons: 1
Coding region: 15-524 (169 amino acids)
Molecular function (GO): zinc ion binding
Source: RefSeq, a predicted model, not a curated record